AUCGCCUAACCGUGCCUGAGAUGCAUCGUGAGCAUUGUUUAGCCAUAGUGGCAACACUUGCAAAACAGCUGCCGGUUUAUUAUUCAACCAAUCCGAGGAUAACAAAAAUAAUAAUAAUGGGGUUUCUAACAAAAGUGGCAGCCAAGGCAGCGCCCACAACAGAAACAACACAAUCCCCGCCUGCUAUUUCUGUAAACGAAAAGAAAGAGGCUCAGACCAAUGCCAAGGAAGAGGAACUUAAUGGUAAUGGACCCAAGAAAGAGCCAAAAGAGUGGGGUUAUGACUUAUAUCCAGAGCGCCGUGGAGAAGCGUUUAAGCCCAAAUGGUCCCGUAUACUACUUGGCCUAGAAGGACGCGAGAGCAUUGAUCGUUAUAAAUGUGAGGAAAACGUAUAUUGGUGCGUAAAGAAUGGGCCACUGGUUAAGCUAAUGAUGGGCGCAUUGCGAAGCUCUGGCUGUCCUAUUGAUCUACGCCGACACAUCUCCUGUGAGGUGUGCGAUCCUACAGUGACGGGCGGAUACGAUCCUGUGCUCAAUCAGAUUGUGGUCUGCCAGAAUAUGGCCCGGAAUAGGAGCAUGGUGCAUGGUGUGCUAACGCAUGAGAUGAUACAUAUGUUCGAUUACUGCAACAAUGACUUGGACUUUAAGAAUGUGGACCACUUGGCCUGCACUGAGAUUCGUGCCGCCAACUUGGCGCAUUGCUCCUUCUUGAGCGCCAUGUUCCAGGGCGAUGCCUCCCCGUUUAAUAUCAAGGAGGCUCAUCAGAAUUGCGUGAAGAGCAAAGCCUUGGCCUCUGUUUUGGCUGUGCGAAAUGUGAGUCGUCAAGACGCAAUUGAUGCGGUUGAACGUGUCUUUCCCAAGUGCUAUAACGACCUGGAGCCCAUUGGCCGAAGGAUACGUCGCAAUUCCACAGACCAACAAAAAGCGUACAUGGAAGGGCCCAUGUAUGGUUAUGAUGUCUAUUAAUAAUUGGAAUUUGUAAUUGAAUCCAAAAUGGUGGCAAUUAUGUACAAAAAAAUUAAUAAAUAUAAGUUUAAAGCGA
Scaptodrosophila lebanonensis is the source of this 1041-nucleotide messenger RNA. RefSeq names its product mitochondrial inner membrane protease ATP23 homolog. Gene Ontology annotation, cellular component: extrinsic component of mitochondrial inner membrane. Gene Ontology annotation, biological process: mitochondrial protein processing; mitochondrial proton-transporting ATP synthase complex assembly. Bases 21 to 965 code for a protein of 314 amino acids. The record is from RefSeq and is a predicted model, not a curated record. Lineage: Eukaryota; Metazoa; Arthropoda; Insecta; Diptera; Drosophilidae. The transcript is spliced from 2 exons. Gene Ontology annotation, molecular function: metalloendopeptidase activity.